UUCAGAGCAAUAAACAAACAGCUUAUCCCGCCUUUUUUUUUUUUCUUUUUUUCAACUUAGCGGUUCUUUAGCCCCUUGGAACUGAAGCCAUGGCCGCGGAAGAAGACGUCAACGGCGUGGCACUACAUAACGGGGGCUUUGCGUCACUCGUGUCCGACCUGAUACACAGGCAGCAUAGCCAAGAAGAACCUGACCACCCUAUAAGGAAUGGGCAGUUGAACAUUGGCAUCAACGUUAACAAAGACCUUCCUACCACCGGACUGGAACAAAAUACAAAGAAAUGGCUGGAGGGAGAAGCUGAGCAAGGCGAUAAUAAUGAAGAUCUUCAGUUUAAAAGCGGUAACGAAUCGUACUCAAGCUCUUUGCCUACUGAUAUUGAGGGUCGGGACGAUUCAAGUACUAUGUCACAGCAAGGAAGAGAUCGAGAAGAAACGGGAGGAAGAGGUUCGGGUCAACAUGAGAAGUUCAUCCCAGGCAGUCUUGAUGAUCACAUCCCUGAAUCCCCUGUCGAAGAACACGGUGCCUACCCGUCCAAUCCAGUACCCAAGAACCUUACCAACCCUGCCCGAGUGAUUCGGAUAGAUGACUCUGCCAAAAGCCCUAGAGAACAACGAUCCGACAGUCAGCGCAUGAGUAGGUCUUCGAGUGUCCAAAAGCAAAUUCUGAACGAGGUUGGAAUAUUUCCCGACCAACUUCCAGCUAUGAAGUCUGAAGACAGGCCGGGACCUAUGAAUGAGAUUUAUCUUGAGCCUCGUAUCACUCAUAUUCAUUACCAUGAACGUCGCGAGCCCACCAUUGAUGGCAUCCGUCACGGACUCAUUCUUAACGUCACCCCUGACGGUGAGGCGGAGCUUCCUCCUGAAACAUCACAGUCAUCACGCCCGCCUUCAUCGAAUCAUAUUUCUAAUUGUAUGAUUCGAAAUUCUAAAGGUAGCAACGAUUUUCCAUUUUCGACCUCCAGUGGAGACGCUCCAGAUGGUAUUUGGAGAAGUGCUUUGCAGCAGUCCGGUGCGGGGGGGAAGGAAAAAAAAAAGGCUGCUAGCUCACGAUUUAGCAGCUUCCGGGGGGAUGAAGUUACGAUGGGUGAGUCUGAGGCUGAAGAUUCUGGACCAGGGACUCCGACCGAGGCUGCUCAAAAAAGAUGGUCAAUGCUCAGGCAUCGCAUUAUGCCCUCUCGUUCUUCUUUUGGCGGUAAUCCCAAUGGUCCAACACCUGGAAAAGUCUCUGCUCUUGCUCCUACAGUUAUAGCGUCUGUUCCUGUUACCAUUGAGCUGUUUGCUGGUCAAUUGCCAGUUAUGAUCCUCAAGACGUGGAUAGAUAGAGAUGAAGACGGAAGAAAAGCUGUACCGGUGCUCCUGGGCAAUCUAAGGUUCAGGGUCGGUGAUAGUGUAGGGUUGAGACAAGGCAACGAAGCAACAGGGAAGGAGAUGUUCAAGGUGGAGUGCGAGUAUGGCGACGGUGCUGUUAAAUGGGUCAUCUUUCGCGAGCUCCGUGAUUUCCUAUCUCUCCAUGCCCACUAUAAAGCCGCAAACUUUGGUACCUCGGUCGCUGGUCUUCGGUCCGCUCGACGUGUCGAAAUCCCUGACUUCCCUCGCAUGAGUAUUCCUUAUCUCAACAAGUUUGAAAGAACCUCUGGAGGAAAGGACAAAGAGAAACUCAAACAUAUUGGCAAGGCAGAAUAUGCUCAAGCCAGUAGGGAUGCCUUGCAGCAGUAUCUUGUGGAACUUAUUCGUGCUGUCAUUUUCCGGCCUGAAUCCAAUCGCCUGUGUAGAUUCUUCGAACUUUCUGCCCUUACCCUGGCUCUUGCUCCACGUGGAGGAUUCCAAGGCAAAACUGGCUUCCUCAAAAUUCCUGGAUCAAACGUGUCAAGAAGAGCCAACCAGCCUGGCUUGACGCCUCAGAGUUGGAAGGCGAGUAAAGAGCCGAAGUGGUUUAUUGUCAGGGAUACUUACUGCGUGGCUACCGACGGGCCUGAGACGACCGACUUCUAUGAUGUCUUCCUAUUUGAUUCCGAUUUCACUAUCAUCCGCCCCAAGCGGUACUAUCGUCAAGGCAUCAACAUUCUUUCCGGACACGCCGCUGUUAGACAUAUUAAGCUCAAGAAUGGCAGUGACACCAACAACAACAUUAAUAUUCCUGAACGCGUUGACACCGACAACCCGUUCAGUCGAGAGAUUAUUGUCAGAAGUGGAGAGGGACAAGGAUCCAAAGCCCACAACAUGCAUGAUGAGACGGAGCACGAAGCGAGUCAGCACACGUUCUAUAUUGUAAAUUCCCAAAGAAAACUGAAGCUGGUUGCGAAGAAUGCGAGGCAAAUGCAUCAGUUCAUUGUGUCAAUGGAAAGAAUUGCGUCUCAGUGUGUCUGGACCAAGCGUAACAGGUUCGAUUCCUUUGCGCCUUUGAGAGUGAACGUCGCGGCGCAAUGGCUUGUCGACGGUCGAGAUUACUUCUGGAACCUCAGUCGAGCGAUAAACAUGGCCAAAGAUCGUAUUUAUAUCCACGACUGGUGGAUCUCUCCUGAGCUCUACCUGCGUCGGCCUGGUGAUGAGAGAUACAGGCUUGACAACUUGUUGAAACGCAAAGCGGAGGAUGGAGUCAAGGUUUUCAUCAUCAUCUAUAAUGAAGUCUCAGACAAGACCACUCCGGUUGACAGUCAAUACACUAAGCGAACACUUAUGGAUCUCCACCCUAACAUCAUGAUUCAGAGAUCGCCUUCGCAUUUCCAAACCGGGACAUUCUACUGGUCACAUCACGAGAAACUUUGUGUGAUUGAUGAGACGAUCGCGUUUAUGGGUGGUCUUGACUUGUGUUAUGGCCGAUGGGAUACUCCUCAACACGUCCUAAUUGAUGACGAAUUCACUGAGCCCGACGGUCCUAAUGGUCCAGUGUGGCGAGGCAAAGAUUAUGCCAAUGAGCGUGUUAUGGAAUAUACGAAUCUUGACAAACCGUUUGAAGAUAUGUUUGACAGGACGAAGGUUCCCCGUAUGCCUUGGCACGAUGUUGGUCUCCAAAUUGUUGGUCAACCUGCUCGUGACCUUUGUCGCCACUUUGUGCAACGUUGGAACCUCCUUAUCAGAACCAAAAAUCAUAAGCGUCGCAUGCCUUUUCUUCUUCCUGCUGCAGACUUUACUGAGCCGGAACUUCAGGAUUUAAAACUCCAGGGAACGUGUGAAGUGCAGAUCUGUCGGUCGGUAGGACCGUGGUCUAUGGGCACUUCGACGAAGAUUGAACAUUCAAUUCAGAAUGCUUACUGCAAGUCCAUAGAAACUUCUGAACACUUUGUCUAUAUCGAGAAUCAAUUCUUCAUCACUUCAACUAUUGUUGAUGGUGUCGCUAUCGAGAACGGUAUUGGUAAUUCUCUCGUCAAUCGUAUCAUCCGCGCACACAAAGAAGGUCAAGAUUGGCGAGCUUGUAUUGUCAUUCCACUUUUGCCGGGAUACACGUACCCCCUCGACUCAAACGAGGCGAGCUCAGUGAGGCUGAUCUUGGAAUGUCAAAACAGGACGAUUUCCAGAGGAACAAGUUCAAUUUUCUCAAGGUUAAGGAAUGAGGGAAUUGACCCGGAUGACUACAUCACGUUUUUUUCUUUAAGAGGAUGGUCAAAAUUCAGAACAGGUGUCCUGACUAGCGAGCAGGUUUACAUUCAUGGCAAGACCAUGAUUGUAGAUGAUCGCCUUGUGCUUUGUGGUUCCGCCAACAUCAACGAGCGUAGUCAGCGUGGUGAUCGUGACUCUGAGCUUUUGGCUGUGAUCCGUGACACUGACAUGAUUGAUGGAAUCAUGGCAGGCCGUCCAUAUAAAGUUGGCCGCUUUGCCCACACCCUUCGUGUUCGCCUCAUGCGUGAACAUGUUGGUGUCGAUGUUGACGCUCUUGACGAAGAACAUCUCAUGUCUCGAGAGCCUGUUGUCGAGGUUGAUGAGAUGGAGAUUUGGGACCCCGAUGACGAGCAGCAGAGCGAAAACGAAGGUGGCGAUGGCAUUACGCAGGUCAAAAAACGUGCCGCGAAGGAACGCCUCAUGGACACUUUUUCCACGGGUUUGGCAAGUGUAACCAAGGGCAUAUCUGAAAACGCUAUUUCGAGUAUUAAGAAGACAGCGGAUAAGGUCAUUCAUCCUGUUGCUGUCGUUGCAUCUGGUCAAACUGCUGCCCAUGACCAGUUCGAUGUGGGUGACCCGUCCGAGCGAAAAGACUAUCAGCCUGAGGGCAAGACGUCCACAGGCUUUGCUUCUUCCAUGGUGCCUACCCUCGAAGAAAAAACCAUUUCUCAGCGUCGACCAAGUGCACAACACGCGAACGGCAAGCCUCUAUUUGACCUCCAAGAAGAGCACGACCAACAAGGCGGGCAGGAUGUUGGUCAGACCAAGAGCAAGGAAGAAGGAGAGGAAUCUAGUGCAGCAGAGGUUCCUAGGAAGACCAAGGAGCAUGCCACGCUUUUGGAUGAGGACUCGAUAGCACAGAAAUCUGGCAUUCCUCGAUUGCAAAUCGGAUCUUCCGACAAGGAACUCUUUGGAAGUCCCGCCAACACCUACGACUCAAAUGACGAUUCGCCUAUGCCAGGGACCGAGCGUGAAGCGGAAGAUGAGGGCAGAGGGACGAAGGAGGGCCAGACGACUCUUCAGGCGCGAAAAAUCUUGAGGAAGCAUUUGAACGCCAGCGUACAGGUGUCUCCGUGGAGCAUGCCAAGCCCUACGCCAGAUAUCAACCCCAACCGUUUCCACGAUCCAUUGGAUGGAAGAUUUUGGAAAAAUGUGUGGGUGGCCACUGCUGUUCAUAACACUGAAAUCUUCCGGAAGGUUUUCAGAUGUGUUCCUGACGAUUUCGUCACUUCUUGGGCUCAGUAUAAAGCUUUCGCUAAUCACGCAGAAAAGUUCAACAAGGAGCCUGAAAAUGUUGCCCAAGGAGGCAGUGACGAACCCGUUAAAGUAACUCACGAUGGUCCUGGUACGCACGGUGCAGGCGGUGGUGGGUCUGGCGGUGGUCAAAUAGGCACAAUGUUAAGGGAUAAGGGAAGCAACAGAAGCGAGACGAUUGGGUCAGAUGUCGUGAAUGGGAGGCCCAAAGAUCGCCUCGGCUUGGGAGCUGUGAGCAGGAGCUCCACUAAGGGUGAGGAAUCGAAGAGGGAAGCAGAAAGGGAAAAGAAGCCUAGUCAGCCCGAAGAGGCUUGGGCUGAAUGGGAAAGAGAUGAGAUGGAGAAGCUGUUAAAUGAAGUGCGAGGGCAUCUAGUGAUUUAUCCUACAAGGUUCUUGGAAGCAGAAGACCUUGCGAACAAUUUUCUUUUCAACUCUGACAAGAUCUUGCCUCUUCCCAUUUACGAUUAAUAAUGAUGAUACGACAAUACGCUAUAAUACCCCUUGUAUCCAUCUCAUCUUCCUCAAAUUAUUAUAUAUAUCUUAUGUUCCAUUCAACAAUGCCUGUGAAAAACUCUUUAUAGUAUGC
This is a messenger RNA of Cryptococcus deneoformans JEC21, 5436 nucleotides long. RefSeq lists its product as hypothetical. The coding region runs from base 90 to 5318 and encodes 1742 amino acids. Gene Ontology annotation, molecular function: phosphatidylinositol binding; D-type glycerophospholipase activity. NCBI's taxonomy places the organism in Eukaryota, Fungi, Basidiomycota, Tremellomycetes, Tremellales, Cryptococcaceae. The transcript is spliced from 20 exons. Gene Ontology annotation, biological process: intracellular signal transduction; cell motility; phosphatidic acid biosynthetic process. The record is from RefSeq and is a predicted model, not a curated record.